Messenger RNA from Electrophorus electricus (electric eel), 2988 nucleotides. RefSeq names its product stum, mechanosensory transduction mediator homolog (gene stum). NCBI's taxonomy places the organism in Eukaryota, Metazoa, Chordata, Actinopteri, Gymnotiformes, Gymnotidae. The record is from RefSeq and is a predicted model, not a curated record.
UAGUCUUGAGAACAGUGUCUUCUGUACAGUAGUGACAUCGCAACCGCAUUUUACUUGGGGCAAGCUGAGUGCCAUAGUUACUAAUAACACAUCAGAUUAGACCGACGAUUUUAGGAAGUUCUCUUUUAUUUUUAUUAGAAAUGGACCAGAAGGACACGGAGAUGAACGAGAAAAGAGUUUGUUCAUCUACCAGUGGAGUUGUUGUCCAAGUUAGAGAGAAGAAAGGACGUUUACGCGCAGCUAUACCGUACAUGCCUUUUCCUGUAGCUGUACUUUGCUUAUUUCUGAACACCUUUGUUCCUGGACUAGGUACAUUCGUCUCAGCAUUUGCAGUGCUCUGUGGUGCCAGGACAGAUCUGCCAGACCAGCACAUCUGCUGUGUGUUUUGGCUGAACAUCGCAGCUGCAUUCAUCCAGAUCCUUACUGCUGUGGUCAUGGUGGGCUGGAUAAUGAGCAUAUUCUGGGGCAUGGACAUGGUCAUCCUCGCAAUCUCUGAAGGCUAUCGGGAGCAGACAGCAGCCCAGCAGCUCUGAGGUGUUCACCUGUCCAAACCCAUGAACGUGUGCUUUUUCAGCAAAGAGCUCCCACCAGCACAGAUGGAAGUGUUAGGAAGUAUGAGGGUAGUUUCCUGGUGGAGUGAAAGAAGAGUCAACUGCAGUCAGCUUUUCAACCUUGUUGGACAUCAAGGCUGCCAGAAGGGUGGCUGUACAGUGUCCCAAAAGCCCUUGUGAAUAUUACCAGAAAAUGCUAAUGUGCCAACUGUAUGUGUGCUAAACUCAUCCACUCUUGUCCUGGCAAACUAUUCAUUAAUUUGUUUUCUGUUCAACCUAACUGUACUUGGAAUAAAGGAUGUGUACUGCCUAUACAAAAGCAUUUGCUACAUGAAUAACAUCUAAACUAAAAUGGUUUUGAUGUAUGCAAAGAGCAACGGGUAUCUAAUUAAGUGGUUUAAUUAGAUAUUCAGUGAUGCAAGACCAUGCACCUUGAACCCUACACCUUAUAGAGCAAACAGAAUAACCCAGUCAGGAUAGCUGAAGUAUUUAACACAGGUUACACUCUGUUUUUAUAUAUCAUUUAUAUAUCAUGUAUAUUACAACAAUAUAGAUACUAAAAUGUUGUCCUACUCUGUAGUAUACAUAUUCUUCUUUUAAUUUCUAAAUACCACACAUUUUGGCACAACAUUGCCCUCUAUGUUUGUAAAGUAGGCCACAAAACACGGCAGUGUGUGCUAUUUAUUUAUGGUUAUUUUGUAGAACAUAUUCUGCAUAGAUACCAUGUGUGUCACCAUUACACAGUGUUUGACUCAUUUAUUUUGACCUUAAAGCACAAACACAAACAAAUGUAACAUGUAUUUGUAGUUUGAUGCAUAACUAUUUAUUGUUUGUUGUUUAGUGAAGCAGUAAUGCUGGAUCAAUGUUAUGAUCCAUGAAUCAAGGAAUGAAAAAAUAUGACUAGGUAGUAUUAUUUUCAUUUCGAAGACAUGACAAGCAGUAAAUAGUAAAAAUGGUAUUAGAUUUAAGAGUAACCCUGAAAAUGUAUACACUUGUUCAGUAUUGCUCAGAAUGAAUUCAUAUUGUUUGUUUUUGUUGUUGUUUUGUUUUUACAUUAACAUGGGUAAAUAACAUCAAUGUAUAAUUAGUCUUAUAGUGUCCAAAGAAUGUAUUUAAUUACAAAUUCUUCAGGGUUUAUUCUUUAAACAUAAAAACUUGUAAAAUAAAAUGCAUUAAUGUUAUUGAAUAAUUGUAUAACUCUGUAUCACUACUGUGCUUAUGCUUGUGUUUAUGUAAAUUUUCAGGACAAAUAUUUUAUGACUAUGCAGUAUGUAAUGAAUCAUGUUUCUUUUAUAAAAAGUGUUUUACCUUAUUGAGACUAAUUUUUCUGGUCCUGACAAAGAAGGUAGCCCUUCUCUCAUCAAACUGGAAAAGAAAAAACAUAUAUUUCGUUAGUGAGGCUAAGGUCAUGGUUAAGUUUUAGGAUUAGGUAUAGAAUUAUUUUAUAUACAAGUAGUUAACUUACAAAGCAUACAGAAAGUUUUUAGACUAUUUUAAGUUUUCCACAUUUUGAUGUUUCAGACUCACCUUCAAAUACUUCAAAUACUUUUUACUAUUUUUUUUUCUUCUCAAUUUUUUUUCAACACACAAAUUGCCAAAUUGCCAAAGCAAAAUCAGGUUUUUGUAAUGUUUCAUAGAUUCAUAAAAAUGAAAAAAUUAAAUAUUACAUGUACUUUUGGCAGCAACAAUAGCCUCGGGUCUUCUUGGGAAUGAGCCUGCAAGCAGGAUCUGCAGGAUCUGUUGGAGGUUUCUCCCAUUCAUUGUAUCAGAAGUGUUGAAGCUGAGCCAGGUUGGAUGGAAGUGUUGGUGUACAUAUUUGAGCUGUCUCCAGAGAUGUUCUACUGGACUCUGGCUGGGCAUCUCCUGGGCUUCCACAGAGUUUUCUGCAAAGCCACUCAUGCGUUUUAAUGGCAUUAUACCUCAGGUCAUGUUGUUGAAAUGUAAACUAACCCUAACCCUAGCCCUAGAUGUUGGGCACUACAGGAGUAUAAGACUGUUCUUGGUUUCAAACCUCUUUGGAGCCUCUUGGGCAUAUGUGCACUUUCAAUGCUGCUUUUAUCUUAAAUGUUCUUUUAGCUUUCCUCAGGCCUGUGCUUUGACACGGUCCUAUCUCCCAGCUCUUCAGACAAGUCUCUUGUUCUCAUAGUUUUGAUCAUCUAAGAGAAAUUCUAUAGAAAUGAUAUAAAUAUAGGCUUCUCUAAACUAUUUCCAGUCAAUUCAUUUAAGAUAAAAUGGAAUCCAGAUAAACUGUCAAAACAUUUCAAGGAAGUAAGAUGCACCAGAGAUUUAUAGCAAGUGUCAUAAUAAAGGGUCUGAAUACUUAUAAUAAAUUUUUGUAAUAACAAAGCAUUUCAUAAAUAAAUUGUGGAGUGUUGUCUGUAGUCUGAUAAGAAAAUUAGUUAAAUAUAUUUUAUGAUGAGUCUGAAAAUUUUAAGAU